CGUCUUCUCUCUCGGGGCUGCAGGUUGACUGGGAACUCAACGACUAAACGACACACCACUUCCACCCUUGUUUGUUCUGGCACCCAACUGCGCAACAACUGUAAACCAUGCUUGAAAAUGUUGCUGGCAAUGAGCUAAGGUACGGUCACGGUACCUUAGACCUCUCAUAAUGGCCGAUCUUCGCAUUUAAUCGUCUUGAUCUUGGUCUUGGUGAUGACGUCACGAGUCACCUUUCUACAGUAGCAGGAGAUCAUGGAGCCCAGGUUGACAAACCGUGGUUUAGAUGAACAUCCGCCUUCAUCCAGCAUACGACACCCUGAGGCAGCGAACAUAAACAUCAACACACUUUGUCUUAGGACAUUACGGAGAGAGGAAGCUUGUAUAGGAGUGUAGUUGGAAGGACUUCUUGGUUGCUGUUGCCUUGACCCUGCGAAGAUGAGACUGAGUGUAGCUGUGGUGUUUUUGGGGGCUGUGGCAUCAGCCUCUGCCGUAUCUUUCUUCUCAGUAGUUAUGGAGGAGUGGGAAUCCUUCAAGUUGGAACAUGGCAAAAAGUACUCAAGUAAGGUGGAAGAUACAUUCCGCAUGAAAAUCUUCACUGAAAACAAGCACAAGAUUGCUGUUCACAACAAGCUUUAUGCAAAUGGCCAGAAAACCUACAGACUUAAGAUGAAUAAAUAUGGUGAUAUGCUCCAUCAUGAGUUUGUGACAACUAUGAAUGGAUUCCGCUGGAACCGAACUGUAGGAAGUUACAAGGCCAGCCGACCCUUCAGUGGUGCCAGCUUUAUUGAACCCGAUGAUGAUGUUGUGUUGCCCAAGAGUGUGGAUUGGAGGGAGAAAGGUGCAGUAACCCCCGUCAAGGACCAGGGACAGUGUGGCUCCUGUUGGUCCUUUUCUGCUACUGGGUCACUUGAAGGACAACACUUCAGACAGACAGGAAAACUGGUGAGCCUCUCAGAGCAGAAUCUGAUUGACUGUUCAACCAAGUAUGGCAACAAUGGAUGUAAUGGUGGCCUCAUGGACUAUGCUUUCAAGUAUAUCAAGGACAAUGGUGGCAUUGACACAGAGCUCUCCUACCCCUAUGAGGCUGAGGAUGAUAACUGCCGCUAUAACCCAACAACGGCUGGAGCAGAGGACAAGGGUUUUGUAGAUGUCCGUGAAGGCAGUGAACAUGCACUCAAGAAAGCAGUAGCCACAGUGGGGCCUGUAUCUGUGGCUAUCGAUGCUUCACAUGAAUCCUUCCAGUUUUAUCACCAUGGCGUCUACAGUGAACCAGAGUGCAAUGCUGAGAAUCUUGACCAUGGUGUCCUUGUGGUGGGGUAUGGCAAGGAUGAAGAUGGCACACCUUACUGGCUUGUCAAGAACUCCUGGGGCACUACUUGGGGCUUGGAUGGGUAUGUCAAAAUGCACCGCAACAACAAUAACAUGUGUGGUAUUGCUAGUGCUGCUUCCUUCCCCCUGGUUUGAAUGAUUUGAGUUUGUGCUUCCUGGAAAACUAGGUUGUGUGAUAGCUAUGUAGUUCAUACAUAAACUAGAGAAUUCAAAGGAUACUCAGAGGAAAAUGUGUAUGUCUGUUGCAUUUUGUAUUAAGAUGUUAGUGUAUCCAUUGACAAGUAUUCCAAGUAAAUUAUACUUCUGUGUAAAAUUCACAUUGGCUGAUCAUUUUUCUAUUCAUCAUCAAGGUUGUGAAAGGAAUUGAGUUAGUUGGUAAUGCAGCUUGUUCCAUAGAUAAUUUAGUGAAUACUGUUGGCAGAAAGAUGUUUAAAGGACAUUAUACAAGAAUAGAUUGGCACAUCCACUAAUUUUUUUUACAGCAUUCUUUUUUGAGUUAGCAUGGAAUUUUAUACCCAAUUGAUGUUUUCUGUUAUAUAUGUCUAGAUUUUAUGAGGAAUGUCUGUUUUAACUUUUAUCAUGUUUGCCAUUGAAUUGGUGUUACAUUUUCUCAGUAAAAAAAUAAGAAUAUU
Messenger RNA from Scylla paramamosain (green mud crab), 1961 nucleotides. RefSeq names its product procathepsin L-like. Gene Ontology annotation, molecular function: cysteine-type endopeptidase activator activity involved in apoptotic process; cysteine-type endopeptidase activity. Bases 436 to 1464 code for a protein of 342 amino acids. The record is from RefSeq and is a predicted model, not a curated record. Lineage: Eukaryota; Metazoa; Arthropoda; Malacostraca; Decapoda; Portunidae. Gene Ontology annotation, biological process: positive regulation of peptidase activity; immune response; positive regulation of apoptotic signaling pathway. Gene Ontology annotation, cellular component: lysosome. The transcript has 10 exons.